Molecule: messenger RNA, 2873 nt
Organism: Aphis gossypii (cotton aphid)
Lineage: Eukaryota; Metazoa; Arthropoda; Insecta; Hemiptera; Aphididae
Product: probable cleavage and polyadenylation specificity factor subunit 2
Exons: 14
Coding region: 410-2599 (729 amino acids)
Biological process (GO): mRNA 3'-end processing by stem-loop binding and cleavage
Cellular component (GO): mRNA cleavage and polyadenylation specificity factor complex
Molecular function (GO): RNA binding
Source: RefSeq, a predicted model, not a curated record
ACGCGGGCUUAGUGGAUCGUGACAACACCAUGUACCACAGUUGUAGAUACGUACAUACUGUUUUAUACCUGCUUUGAGUUUUUGAUAACGAGUGUAAAUCCCGUAUCAACAACAAUACGAGAUUGUCGAGAUAAUUGUAUUGCAUGCCGAACGCCGAGACCGAUGCCGCUCGCUUACUCAAUUGUCGUUUUUUUGAUUUAGUUGAUUCUAUAAUUACCACUUAGCUUUAUAUUUCUGUGAUUAUUACCGUGUUAAAUAACUUAACAGUAGACUGACAAACCUAUGACCGAAGUCAGUGGUCACUAUUCAUCACUCAGUUGUCGCCGUUCGUUGCUUGAUGUAGCCAUUUUAAACUACAGCAUUGAAAAUUAGAUGUUAAUGCUCUACUAGUCCUGCUGCCUUUGAUAAAAUGACAUCAAUAAUAAAGUUUUAUACUUUGUCGGGUGCGCAUGAUGAAUCGCCACCCUGUUAUUUAUUACAAAUUGAUGAGUUCAAAUUCUUGUUGGACUGUGGCUGGGAUGAAAAUUUUAGCAUGGGUGUUGUGAAUAGAUUAAAAAGGUACAUUCAUCAAAUAGAUGCGGUUUUAUUAUCUCACCCAGACCGUUUUCAUCUUGGAAUAUUACCGUACCUCGUUGGAAAAUGUGGCUUAAACUGCCCUGUCUAUGCUACAAUACCUGUUUACCAAAUGGGCCAAAUGUUUAUGUAUGAUUUACAUCAAUCUUUAUGCAAUGUUGAAGAUUUUAAUCUAUUUAGCUUAGAUGAUGUAGAUGCUGCUUUUGAUAAAGUCAUACAAGUAAAAUAUAACCAAAUUGUUCCAUUAAAAGGUAAAGGAAUUGGUUUAAGAAUAGUAGCGUUACCGGCUGGCCAUAUGGUUGGUGGUACAAUUUGGAGAAUAUCUAAGGUCGGCGAAGAGGAUAUUGUUUAUGCUGUAGAUUUUAAUCACAAAAAAGAAAGACAUUUGAAUGGCAGUGACUUGGAAAGACUUGGAAGACCGUCAUUAUUAAUAUUGGAUUGUUUUAAUGCUGCUUAUGCUCAACCUAGACGUAGAUCCCGUGAUGAAGCUUUAAUGACUUGUUUAUUAACAACACUUCAUGUCAGAGGUAAUGUUUUAUUAGCAAUUGAUACAGCUGGACGUGUUUUAGAAUUAAUGCAUAUGUUGGACCAAUUGUGGCGUAAUAAAGAAUCCGGCCUUGAUGCAUAUUCUUUAGUAUUUUUAACAAAUGUUAGUUACAAUACUGUGGAAUUCGCAAAAUCUCAAAUUGAAUGGAUGAGUGACAAGUUAAUGAAAAGUUUCGAAGGCGCAAGGAAUAAUCCAUUUUUUUUUAAGCAUGUAAAACUUUGUCAUAACAUGCAUGAUUUUAACAAAGUCCCCGAACCAAAAGUUGUAUUAGCUAGCAAUGGAGAUCUCGAAAGUGGAUUUUCAAGAGAAGUUUUUGUUAUGUGGGCUUCAAAUCCAAAUAACAGUAUUAUUCUGGCAGACAGAACUGCUCCAGGUACACUAGCCCGUGAUUUAAUUGAAGAAGGCGGUGAUAGAAAUAUUAAAUUGAUAAUUAAGAAACGUGUACCAUUAGAUGAAAAUGAGUUGGAAGAAUAUAAUAUCCAACACGAUGCAGAAAAAAUGGAAACUAGUGAAGUUGAUUCAGAAAGUUCUGAUUCUGAAGAUGAACAAGAGGCUAUGAGAGGCAAGCAUGACUUACUAGUAGAUGGUGAUUUAACAAUCUCCAAAAAAUCUUCAAAAAAAGAAUUGGCACCUAUGUUUCCUUAUUACGAAGAAAAAUUUAAAUUUGACCCAUAUGGCGAAAUCAUAAAACAUGAAGAUUUUAUUAAAUUUGAAGCAACCGCAGAAGAAGAACAAACUGCAAAUGAACAAAAUAAAAUAGUUGAAGAAGAAGAAGAAGCAGGUUUAUGUGAUAUACCAUCCAAGUGUGUAGAGUAUGAGCUGAACAUUUAUGUGGCAGCAAAAAUUGUACAUAUUGAUUUUGAAGGUCGCUCAGAUGGAGAGUCAAUAAAACAAAUUGUACUUGCAUUAAAACCAAGACGUUUAAUAUUAAUAAGAGGAAACCAUUACAGUACUAAGGUUGUUUACAACUUUGCUAAAGUAUUUAUAGAUGGUAAAGUUUUUACACCAAAAAUUGGACACUGCUUGAACGUAACAACAGAAUCUCAUAUUUACCAAGUACGUUUAACAGAUGCACUUCUUUCCACAAUUAAUUUAAAAAGAGGACCAAAUGGCGAUUUAGCUUACUUAAAUGCUAAGUUAAAAUUAGUUAACCGUAAAAAUGAUAUGGAAGUUGACAAUGUUGUACCAGAAAAGGCAACAAGGAUAGAUGAUCAAAUGUUUACUCUUGAACCUUUAGCGGAUCAUGAAAUUCGUCCUCGCAAGUCUGUGUUUAUUAAUCGAUUAAAAUUGUCUGAUUUCAAACAAAUUUUAUCCAAAAAUAAUAUACCUUGUGAACUUUCUAAAGGUGUUUUAUGGUGCUGUAAUCGUACUAUUUGUGUUCGUAGGAAUGCUUCUGGAAAAGUUUUGAUGGAAGGAAUUAUUAGUCGUCAAUACUAUUACAUACGUAGUAUAUUAUACAGCCAGUUUAUUAUCAUUUAACAUAACUAUCAAUUACAAUUAAUGCUAUUAUGAAUAUAAUUAUUUAUUAAAAAAAAAACUAUAAUAAAUAUAUUAUUGUAUAACUUAAUAUUAUAUAUUCCUAUAUAAUAAUACUGAAAAUUAUUAUACAAUUAUUUUUAUGAAUAUCUAUGUAAAACAUUUUUAAAUGGUGUGUUUAUUUUUAUACAUAAAUGGAUUUUGUUUUAGACUGAUAUACUUUUUGUAUUGCUUAUAAAGUUAUAAAUAUAAAUAAACAUUAAACACAAUAAUCGUA